Molecule: messenger RNA, 1068 nt
Organism: Exophiala viscosa
Lineage: Eukaryota; Fungi; Ascomycota; Eurotiomycetes; Chaetothyriales; Herpotrichiellaceae
Exons: 1
Coding region: 1-1068 (355 amino acids)
Source: RefSeq, a predicted model, not a curated record
AUGCCGACGAUAUUAUUACCCGCAUCUGCGGCUGCUUUUGCCCCGAGAUCCGACUGCAAUGUCGUACUGAACGCCAAAGCCGAACCUUGGUUGACAGCCACCUUGAAGAGAGUUAACAAGAUCAAGCGGCCAUUGAACAGUGUCCCCCAACACACGAGAUGUCUGACCGAGACCCUAUCGUCUGCCAAUGCAAUCUGGCAUCUGUGCUCCCUUAUGGUCCCGAAAGCGCCCGAGUCGGAACUACGGACUGACUCUAACCCUCUGGUGGAAGCCCUGUUCAACUAUCAAUUGAUCCACGUCGAGGCCUAUGUCGUCCAUGUUGACAUGGUCUCACAGAACGAGGUCGCCUUCAAGCUCACAUCAGACACUAUUGAAUCGCUGGUCGAAUAUCACAAAGACAUCUUCUCCGUCGACACGUCCGCCAAGACCUGGACUUGGUCUGAGAAGGAGCAACAGCUGAAGAAGUUACAGCAGGAGUUUGUUCAAGCCGCCAACAAGUUUGUCUACAGGACCAACGUUCACGCUCUAGAAGGAAUGGAAGAAGAAGGUGCGGGUGAACUCCUGUGUGGUCGCAGCGACGAAGUUCGGGCCGCCAUCACGGGACUCUAUGUACCACUUCUACCUCCUCCUCCUAGGAUCGUGGACGUUGUUCGGCCGACUCCUCUUCUACCGAGUUCUACAGGAGCUGAACAAUGGUGGCAUUCACAACACAUGCAAGCCAUGCAUCCAGCCCCCGUCGAGGCAUGGAAGAUUAUCCCGUCAAGUCCAAGCCCCGUCUCGUCCUGCGAUUCAAACCCGCACAUGUGGACGAGCGUUGGCGUACACGAUAUUCAGCUUCCAUCGCCGACUCCUUCGUUCAGCCAGCCAUAUACUUCAGCUGCAUAUGGUGCACCUCAAUACUACAGCGCGCCCGCUUACAGUGCUCCAGUCACUACCUCGUCAUUCGCAGCUCUGCCUUUGCCUAGCAUGCUGACGCAACACCAACCCUGCAGCACAACAGCAGGGCUAAGUGCGUUUGGUUGGGACCGGUACCAAGAAUACGCGAUGCCAUAUGCGACAGCAAUGUGA